AUGCACCGCACUGGAUGCCAGCUCGGAAGAGAGACAGAACUUGGGGGUCUCCUAUACUCUGAAGGACUUGGAACAGCAUACCUGCCAAGACAAACUACAAGCAGUGUUUGCAGCCAGCCUCAAGGGUCAGAUGCAGAGAGUACAACUGUGCACCUUGAGUCUUUGAAAAAGCUAGCAUUGGCAUUACAAGACAAAAAACACAUUAUUGAAGACUUAAAAGACCAGAAACAGAAAAUGAUAGAUCACUUGAAUUUAGAUGACAAAGAAUUAGUCAAAGAACAGACGAGUCACUUUGAACAACGAUGGUUUCAGCUUGAAGACCUCAUCAAGAGGAAAAUCCAGUUGUCAGUCACGACUUUAGAGGAGUUGAAUUUGGUACAAUCCAGAUUUCAAGAGCUAACUGAAUGGGCUGAAGAGCAACAACCUGGCAUAGUUGAAGCACUCAAGCAGAGCCCUCCCCCAGAUCUAGCUCAAAACUUGCUCAUGGAUCAUCUUGCCAUUUGCAGUGAACUAGAGUCUAAACAGAUGAUCUUAAAAUCCCUCAUCAAGGAUGCUGAUAGAGUGAUGGUUGAUUUAGGCCUCAAUGAAAGACAGCUAAUUCAGAAGGUACUCUGUGAUGCACAAGGUCAUGUUAGUUGCCUCAGUGAUUUAGUGGGCCAAAGAAGAAAACACUUAAAUAAGGCAUUAUCUGAGAAGACCCAAUUCCUCAUGGCAGUGUUUCAGGCUAGCAGCCAGAUUCAGCAGCAUGAAAGAAAGAUCAUGUUCCAUGAACACAUUUGCCUAUUGCCAGAUGAUGUCAGUAAGCAGGUGAAGACUUGUAAGAGUGCCCAAGCCAGCUUAAAAACCUAUCAGCAUGAAGUUGCUGGGCUUUGGGCUCAAGGACGAGAUUUAAUGAAGGAAGCCACAGACCAAGAAAAGAAUGAAGUUUUAAGUAAGCUUCAGGAACUUCAGGGCAUUUAUGACACCGUUUUACAUAAGUGUAGCCAAAGGCUGCAAGAACUGGAAAAGAAUUUGGUUUCUAGGAAGCAUUUUAAGGAGGAUUUUGAUAAAACUUGUCAUUGGCUGAAACAAGCAGAUAUCAUUACAUUUCCUGAAAUAAACUUAAUGAAUGGUAGUACUGAGCUUCAUGCCCAGCUGACAAAAUACCAGUGCCUUCUUGAACAAUCUCCUGAAUUUGAAAACCUUCUGCUGAUCCUCCAAAGAACUGGACAAGCAAUUUUGCCAUCACUUAAUGAGAUGGACCAUUCCUACCUCGAUGAAAAACUGAAUUCAUUGCCCCAACAAUUUAAUGUUGUUGUGGCCCUGGCUAAAGAUAAAUUCUAUAAAGUACAAGAAGCUAUCCUUGCCCGGAAAGAAUAUACCUCCUUGAUUGAAUUGACUUCUCAAUCUUUAAGUGAACUGGAAGACCAGUUUAUGAACAUGAACAAAGUCCCCACCAAUCUCUCAACUCAAGAAGCCUUGUCUCUUCAAGAAGCUUGUAGAGUUCUUCUUGGAGAAGUUUUAAUUCUAGGGGCAGCAGUAGAUGAGUUGAACCAAAAGAAGGAGGGUUUUCGUAGCACAGGUCAACCAUGGCAGCCAGAUGAGAUGCUCAAAGUUGUUACUCUAUAUCACAAACUGAAAAGACAGACAGAACAAAGAGUUGGCUUAUUAGAAGACAUAACUAAUGCUUAUGGGGAACAUGAAGAAAUGUGCCUUCAGCUAGAGAAACAGCUAGAAGCUGUAAAGAAAGAGCAAACCAAAGUGAAUGAGGAAACUCUUCCUGCAGAAGAAAAACUAAAAACAUACCAUUCACUUGCUGGAAGCCUCCAAGAUUCAGGAAUCCUUCUGAAGAGAGUGACUGAGCAUCUUGAAGAUCUUUCUCCAAAUCUUGACCCUAUGGCUUAUGAGAAAGCAAAUCAGCAGGUUAAGGCAUGGCAAGAGGAGCUCACAGUGCUGACUUCAGGCAUUAGUGAGACUGUAAUGGAGUGUGAAAGUCGACUGAUUCAAAGCAUAGACUUUCAGACCGAAAUCUGCCGCUCGCUAGACUGGCUUAGACAUGUGAAAGCAGAACUUAAUGGAACAAUAUGUUUAGAUACAAAACUUCAGAAUAUUCAAGAAGAAAUCCGAAAGGUUCAGAUUCACCAGGAAGAGGUUCAAUCUAGCCUGAGAAUAAUGAAUGCACUGAGUAGUAAAGAAAAGGAAAAAUUCUUGAAAGCAAAGGAACUGAUUUCUGCUGACCUAGAAAACACCCUUGCUGAAUUGUCUGAACUAGAUGAUGAAGUUCAGGAAGCCAUACGAAGUAGACAGGCCACAUUGACAAAAGUAUAUAAAUUUUGUCAGAAGUAUUAUCAAGUAUUUCAGACAGCUAAAGACUGGCUUGAGGAUGCUCAAGAAUUGUUACAGCUGGCAGGCAGUGGAUUGGAUGUGGAAGGCUCCGAAGAGAACCUAAGAAGCCACACAGAAUUUUUCAACACUGAAAAUGAAUUCCAUAGUCAACUAGCAGAGCUCCAAGCUUUGGUGUCCAAAAUGGAACCUUUUAUUAAAACCACUGGAAAGGAAGAACUGCUGCAGAAAGUGGCUUCCUUGGAAGAAAAGGGCAAGAAAGUCAUUCAGGAAUCUCAAGUCCAACUAGACCUAUUGCAAAGAUGUGCAACUCAAUGGCAGGAUUAUCAGAAAUCAAGAGAGGAAGUUAUUGAGCUGAUGAAUGAAGCUGAAAAGAAAUUAUCUGAAUUUUCUGUAUCUAAAGCUUCUUCCAGUUGUGGAGCAGAAGAAAAAUUACUGGAUCACAAGUCACUGGUAUCUCUAGUAAACUCCUUCCAUGAAAGGAUUAUAAUCUUAGAAGAAAAAGCCUCUCAGUUAGAAAAAAAUGGAAAUGAUGCCAGCAAAGCAACCAUCAGCAGGUCAAUGACUACUGUCUGGCAACGCUGGACACGCAUUCGUGCUGUAGCUCAGGACCAGGAGAAGAUUCUGGAAGAUGCAGUGGAUGAGUGGAAAAGCUUCAAUGGCAAGGUUCAAAAGGCCACUGAAAUGAUAGAUCAACUACAAGAUAAUUUACCUGGAAGCUCAGCAGAAAAAGCCUCAAAAACUGAACUCUUGGCACUCCUUGAAUAUCAUGACACAUUUAUUCUUGAGGUGGAACAGCAGCAGGCAACUCUUGGUGUCCUGAAGCAGCAAGCUCUGAAUAUGCUACAUGAUGGGGAAGUUGAAUUGCCUACUGAAGAAGAGCUACCUAUCAUUCAAGAAAUCACAGCUAUGCAAGACAGAUGCCUUAACAUGCAGGAAAAAGUGAAGAAAAAUGGGAAGUUGGUAAAACAAGAACUAAAGGACCGUGAAGCAGUAGAGACCAGGAUUCAUUCAAUGAAGUCUUGGAUUCAGGAAACAAAAGAAUAUUUGGUGAACCCUACAAUGGAAAUAGAUGCUCAGCUUGAAGAAUUGAAGGGUCUCCUGACUGAAGCAACUACUCAUCACCAGGCCAUUGAGAAAAUAACUGAAGAACAGAAAAAUAAAUACUUGGGUCUCUAUACCAUAUUGCCAGCUGAGCUCUCUCUUCAGUUAGCUGAAAUAGCGCUAGACAUAGGGACAAUACAUGAUCAGAUCCAAGCCAAAGAAAAAGAAGCCCAGAGGAGCAAAACAAUGAAUCACGAAUUCGGCCAGAAAAUUCAGAGGAUAGCAAAAGAACUCACUACUAUUUUGACCAAGCUAAAAGUAAAGACAAAUGACUUAGCACAAGCUAAAAUUGACCAGAAGACCCUUGGAGAGGAAUUAGAUGGAUGUAAUAUAAAGCUAAUGGAACUAGAUGCGGCUGUACAAGAUUUCACUGAGCAGAACAGCCAACUGGCUAAGCAACUGGCCAAGAGGAUUGGUAAACUGACUGAGCUUCACCAGCAGACCAUUAGGCAGGCUGAAUACAGGCUCUCCAAGCUCAAUCAGGCAGCUGCACAUUUAGAAGAAUAUAAUGAAAUGCUGGAAUUCAUAUUGAAGUGGGUAGAAAAAGCUAAGGUCUUGGUACAUGGAAAUAUUGCUUGGACUUCUGCUAGCCAACUUCGAGAACAAUUUAUUUCAUAUCAGACCAUGCUAGAAGAGUCUGGAGAAAUUCACAUUGAUUUGGAGGCCAUGAAAGAAAAGAUAGAACAGCUGAGCAGCGUGUAUUGUACAGAGGUCAUGUCUCAACAAGUGUCAGAACUGGGACGAGAGACAGAGGGGUUGCGGCAACUCAUCAGAUCACGUUUGCAGAAUCUCCAAGAUGCUGCGAAGGAUAUGAAAAAGUUUGAAGCUGAGCUAAAAAUCCUACAAGCUGCAUUGGAGCAAGCUCAAAAAACUCUUACUUCCCCAGAGUUAGGACGUCUAAGUCUGAAAGAACAGCUUUCUCAUCGACAGGUAAAAAAAAGAAGAAGAAGAAGAAGAAAAAGUAACUAUGCAUAAGUACUAUUUCAGGUAGCUUUUGCAAAAAUAGGAUUGGCUUAAAUUACAGUCCUAGUUGUAUGUAAAUUAUUUUGAAUUUUUUAUAUUUGGGGAAUAAAAACUUAUGAGCAAC
Messenger RNA from Gracilinanus agilis (Agile Gracile Mouse Opossum), 4513 nucleotides. Its product is annotated as nesprin-1-like. The transcript has 13 exons. NCBI's taxonomy places the organism in Eukaryota, Metazoa, Chordata, Mammalia, Didelphimorphia, Didelphidae. Bases 1 to 4401 code for a protein of 1466 amino acids. The record is from RefSeq and is a predicted model, not a curated record.